AUGAACUUUGUAUCAAAACUCACAACACUCGCCGUUGUUCUACACUUGGCAAGUGGCCUUUCAAUACAACCUAGACAAGAUGGAGAGCCCCGGGUGGUUGGUUUACAACUCCAUCGUUCGGAGAUUCGAGAUCCUGUAGCAAACGAUAGAAACAGGAUGCGGAAACGGGCCGGUACUGUCACGGGGACCUUGGAUAACCUGCAAACAUUGUACUUUUUGAAUGCGUCCCUGGGCACGCCACCACAAAAUGUAAGGCUACAUGUCGAUACUGGAAGCAGUGACUUGUGGGUAAAUACACCGUCAUCGCAAUUAUGCUCUCGCAGAAAGAAACCUUGCGCCGAAUCUCUCACAUACUCGGCCAACGCCUCGUCAACUUACCAGUAUGUGGGAAGCUACUUCAACAUCUCGUAUGUCGAUGGUUCCGGCGCAGCAGGAGAUUACGUCACAGACACCAUGCGCUUUUCCGGUGUGAACAUAACCUCGUUUCAAUUCGGAGUCGGUUACGAGAGCACCUCACAGCAGAAUGUCUUGGGAAUAGGAUAUCCCAGCAACGAAGUCCAAGUAGUGCGGGCAGGACGCAAGGCAUACCAGAACCUACCGGCCAAGAUGGCUGCUCAAGGACUGACUGCAUCGACCUCUUUCAGUCUGUGGCUGAACGACUUGGAUUCCACCACUGGCAACAUCCUCUUUGGCGGCAUCGACACCAACCGCAUAGCCAGCAAAUUGGUCAGCGUGCCCAUUCAGAAAGUCGGGAACACGUAUAACCAGUUCUUCAUCACCAUGACCAGCCUCGACGUCGGAUCCACCAACAUUAAAAAGAACAUGGCGCUCGCUGUGCUGCUCGACUCCGGCUCCUCACUAACAUACCUGCCCGACUCCCUCGUCGAGACCAUCUACCAAUCAGUCGGGGCCUCAUAUCAGGAGUCCAGCGGCGCCGCUUUCGUUCGCUGCGACUUGGAGAACCAAAAUGCCACCAUGACCUUCAACUUCAGUUCCCCAGCAUCGAUAACCGUGCCCCUCAGAGAAAUGAUUCUCGACCUAUCAGACCCGAAUGGCGAACCGCUAACAUUCGACGACGGUGUACCAGCUUGUGUAUUUGGCAUUGCUCCCGCGGGAACAUCCUCUAGUGUUUUGGGCGAUACUUUCCUGCGAAGUGCCUACGUGGUAUACGACACGGACAACAACGAGAUUUCCCUGGCCAACGCCAAGUUCAACGUGACAAAGUCCAAUAUCGUGGAAAUCAAGAGCAAGUCGGCCGUGCCAUCUGCCACAAAGGCUAGCAAUCCUGUCGCCGCAACAGCCGGAUUACCUGGAGGAAAUGGAAGCGGGACCGGCAACAAGCAGAAGCAGAACAAUGCGGCGAGUAGCCGCGUUCCAUCGCUAAUAACGGCCGUGGCGUGCGUGGGAAUUGGGUUUCUUUUGUAG
Molecule: messenger RNA, 1425 nt
Organism: Pochonia chlamydosporia 170
Lineage: Eukaryota; Fungi; Ascomycota; Sordariomycetes; Hypocreales; Clavicipitaceae
Product: candidapepsin-4 precursor
Exons: 2
Coding region: 1-1425 (474 amino acids)
Biological process (GO): proteolysis
Molecular function (GO): aspartic-type endopeptidase activity
Source: RefSeq, a predicted model, not a curated record